AGAAAUGGCGGCGGCCGCCGGGUUCCCUCCGCGCCGCCCAGGGGCGGAGCACGCCCCUUUUCGCGCCAAGCCGGGACAGCGGCUCCCGCCCGCCACCUCCGCGCCGCCCGGCCAUGGCCGCCCCCGCCGUGCCCGGCUACUCGCCCGGCUUCAAGAAGCCGCCGGCCAUGCUGCGGCUGAAGCGCAAACGGCCGCGGAGGAGCGAGCCCGCCGCCGCCGCUCCCCCGCCCUGCGGCGCGGCCCCGCGGGCCCCCUCCGCGCCCGCCCGCCGCAACCCCUUCUCCAGCCUGGACAACGCGCCGCGGGCGGCCGGCACCCCCCAGCCGCCGGAGCGGGCCCGGCGGCCGCCGGCGGGCGGGAACCCCUCGGCAGCGUCCUUCUGGCAGCUUUUGGAGGCUGUUUGUGAAGAUAAGCCCGCCAGGAGAGCAGAGCCCUCUGAAAGAAGCAACAUCCUCACCCCGACCGAUGACCUUCAUUUGCCUGUUGCUGUACCCGAAGUUCCCUCCUCACCAAGACAUGAGUUUCCUGCAGACUGGAGUAUUAAAACACGACUUUUAUUUACUUCUUCCCAACCUUUUACCUGGGCAGAACAUUUAAAGGCACAAGAGGAAGCUCAAGGAUUUGCUCAGCAUUGUAGAGCUACAGAAACAAACUUGCCACAGAGCGUACAGGAACCAAAACUGUCGACAGAACUGCGUUGUGCCUUUCAGCAAAGCCUUGUUUACUGGCUUCACCCUUCACUGCCAUGGCUGCAGCUGUUCCCUCGGAUUGGAGCAGAUAGAAAAAUAGCUGGAAAGGCUAGUCCUUGGUCACAGGAUGAAGCCUUGCAACAAGUGCUAAUGAGUGACUGGUCUGUCAGCUUUACUUCUCUGUACAAUCUGCUCAAAGCCAAGCUGUGUCCCUACUUCUAUGUAUGUACCUACCAGUUUACUGUCCUGUUCCGUGCAGCUGGUCUUGUGGGAAGUGACGUUAUCACAGCUGUAAUUUCUCCCACAACUAGAGGUUUAAGGGAAGCCAUGAGAAAUGAAGGCAUAGAGUUUUCUUUACCUUUGGUAGAAGAAUGUAGAACCAGGAAACAGAAAAACUCUGAAGUGAAUUUGGAAACAGAAGUUGCUAACAGCCUCAAAGUGGGCAACAGCAUGGAAGACGGAGAGGAACCAGCUCUAAGCGAUGAUGAUGAUGAAGGUUUCUCUUGGCUUGAGGAGAUGGGAGUCCAAGACAAGGUUAAGAAACCAGAUGCUAUUUCUAUUAAACUUCGUAAGGAGAAGCAUGAGGUGCAGAUGGAUCACAAACCCGAAUCCCUUGCAUUAGUGAAAGGAACAAACACAUUCACCUUGCUGAACUUCUUGAUAAACUGUAAGAGCCUAGUGGCUGCUGCAGGUCCACAAACAGGGCUUCCACCAACUUUGUUGUCCCCUGUUGCUUUCCGAGGUGGAACAAUGCAAACACUCAAAGCUCGAAGUAUAAAUGCCAAAGCCAGGGUUCACUUGGCGUAUGAGGAUAUGUUCAGUUUGGAGAUCGUAGGCCCCGUCAUGCCUCACUCCCUCCAUUCAUUGACCAUGCUGCUCAAGUCCGCACAGAGGGGAGCGUUCUCUGCUGUAUUGUAUACACACGAGCCAACUGCUGUGUUUAACACUGGUCUUGACAACGCAAGCCCUGCCUUAAAUAAGGAAACCAUACGCAAAGAUCUUCCUACAUGUGGACUGCAUCCUAAGACUUUGGAUCAACUGAGUCAGUGUCCAACACUGGGAAAAUCUUCCAUCCGAUUUCUGGAAAUGAAGGAUUAUGCUUAUACCUGGAAGUCCUAGGUAUGCUAGUUCCAUUUAGUGGAAGAGAAUGCUCUCCGGUGUGCAGUUGCUGUACUUCAUUUGGGUUCUACAUGGGCAGCACCUAUGCAGUACCGGGAGGGAUACAAUCUAGUUGCACAUCACAGACUACAACUAUUGCACAUCACCCAUCAUAAAACACUUCAAAGGACUUUUAAAGGAAAUGAAGGAGAAGGCCUUGGAAAUCUCCUUUUGUAUUUUAGGAAGCCUUUUUAAAAUAAAACUUGACAAAACAUGA
Messenger RNA from Aquila chrysaetos chrysaetos, 2064 nucleotides. It is a transcript of the gene DONSON, whose product is annotated as DNA replication fork stabilization factor DONSON. Gene Ontology annotation, biological process: nuclear DNA replication. Lineage: Eukaryota; Metazoa; Chordata; Aves; Accipitriformes; Accipitridae. The coding region runs from base 114 to 1808 and encodes 564 amino acids. The transcript has 10 exons. The record is from RefSeq and is a predicted model, not a curated record. Gene Ontology annotation, cellular component: nucleus.